Lachancea nothofagi CBS 11611 is the source of this 1296-nucleotide messenger RNA. Lineage: Eukaryota; Fungi; Ascomycota; Saccharomycetes; Saccharomycetales; Saccharomycetaceae. The record is from the annotation of a GenBank genome assembly.
AUGAACGCCAUCUCGUACCUCACCAAUAAGGUGUUGCCGCCCAAGUUUGACGAGAAAGCACCCAAUUCUCAUGAGACAGACGAUCGGAUAGCAGAUCAGACCAGCUCGCCCGUGAGAUUGUCAAAGGUCGAGGAAAAACCGGAAGAUCUCAAGAUUGGUAAAGAUAGCAUCAUAAAAUCGAGAACGAGAGCAAGACGUAUGGGAAGAAUCCUGUGGUCGGUCCUGAUAUUUGUGCCCAACCUGCUUCUCGUAAAACCCGCACUUUUCAUUUGGUUUGUCGUGACAUUCCCACUGAACUUCAUCGAGCGCUCCAGCAAGGAAAAGGGAAAGAAUGGGCCCCUGCAAGAUGCAGACGCGAUUCCCGUCUCCAUUUCAACUGGCUUCUCGCCUGCCUCAACGCGAAUCAAUACAAUUACUGAGGAAGAAGACGAUCUUGGCGGAGACGAAAUGAUUCUACAACCGGAUACCGUCAAAGGUUCGCUCACGGCCCAAAGGUCUAGCCAAGACCUUACAUCACAAGAACAGCAGCAGCAAGACCAGGACCAGGACUUACUGGCUCCCUCUUUGCUAUCCCAUGAAAAGAACACGAAAUCGUCGCAGAAGGCGUCCAGCGUCCGCUCUGGUAACAGCAACGGCAGUACGGGAGCUUUGAUUUUAGGCUCGCGACGCAUGGGUCGUUUCUUGUUCCCCAAAAAACUAAUUCCUCAGUCGGUACUGAAUCGGCAGAAGCGCCGGACGCUCGUGCUGGACCUGGAUGAGACGCUGAUACACUCGAUGUCGCGAGGCACCUCCUCGAGCAAUUCGUCGCAGGGCCACAUGGUCGAGGUCAAGUUUGCCAUCAGUGGGAUUUCUACGCUUUACUACGUGUACAAGAGACCCUAUUGCGACCUUUUUCUGACCAAGAUCUCUCUCUGGUACGAUUUGGUGAUAUUUACCGCGUCUAUGAAAGAAUACGCCGAUCCCGUAAUCGAUUGGCUAGAGGCCUCGUUUCCGGGCAAGUUUUCGAGACGUCUGUACCGCCAAGACUGCACUUUGCGGAACGGGAUGGGCUACGUCAAGGACUUGUCUUUACUCUCGUCCACCCACGCACCGCUGAGCGAUGUGUUUAUCAUCGACAACAGUCCCGUGAGCUAUGCCAUGCAUGUAGAUAAUGCUAUCCAGGUAGAAGGGUGGAUCAGUGACCCGACGGACACAGAUCUCUUGAAUUUGCUGCCCCUCCUAGAGGCACUACGAUAUACCACCGACGUGCGCAACGUUUUAGCAUUGAAAAAUGGAGAGAGGGCUUUCGCGGUGUAA